GUCCACGACGACAGAGCGUCGGUGUUAGAUUAGAACUCGGUGACACUAGCGACAGUACCCGUUUGUUUAAAGGAGUUUUCAGUGCCAGUUUGUGCAGACCCCAAAACUCCGACUCUGUUCAGCAGACCUUUGCCCUUGUGCACCUAGAAUUUUCGUGUGCUAAUUUGGUCACCUCUGUGUCAGGUAGAUAUCUGGACUUUUCCAGCUGACAAAAAUGAGCCAGAACGCUACUCCCCAGACAACAGAAGGCCAUAUGUCUAUGAAUGAUCAGCAGAGCAAUUCUUCGUCGGGAACAAACAAUACAGAGCAUCCGUCCUCGUCGUCGGUAUCGUCUGUGCCCACUGUGUCGGACUCAACGGCCGUCAACUCCAGGGAGUUGCUCAACGCCUACGUCUACGACUUCAUCCUCAAGUCUGGAUUCACAGCGACGGCAAGCGCGUUUUUCAAAGAGGCCAACAUCCCGGUGAUCCACAGCGAGAAGAGGCCCACAAACUCGCCUUCCAGCUCUGCCACGGGCACCUCCGACCUGCCUGCGUCGUUCAUGACCAUGGACGCCCCGCAAGGCUUUCUGUACGAGUGGUGGCAGAUCUUCUGGGACGUCUUCAACGCCCGCACCCAGCGCGGCGGAACCACGAACGCCACGCAGUACUACCACUACGUGAACCUCAAGCAGAAGCAGGACCACCUGAUGAGCCAGCAGGCCGCGGCAGUGGCAGCUGCCUCCACGGUCAUGAACGGCAACAACACCUCGAUGAGCGGCGCACCGGUGACGUCUGCGGCUCAGGAUAUCGGUGUCCUGAUGCCCCAGCAGCAACAGCAACAGCAGCAGGCGCAAAUGGCCCAUCCACCGCAGCAGGUUCCGAUGGCCCAGCAGCAAAGGGUCAACGCUCGCAUGCAACAGCCCCAGCAACAGCAGAGCCAGAGCAUGCCGAUGCAUCCUCAGGCGGCCGCCCAGGCCCAGAUGAACACGCUCAGGCAGCAACAGAUCGCGCAACAGGCCCAGGCUGCACAGGUGGCAGCGCAGGCCGUUUCGCAGAGAGGGUCCCCGUCGAAACGCCAGAGGAUGGACGCUGCUGGUAACGGCAGCGCAACAGAGAUCAACCAGACCUCGUCGCCCAACAUCGCCAUGAACUCUCAGCAGCAGCAGCAGCAACAGCAACAUCCGCCGAUGCCAAUGCCGCAGGGAAUGAUGAUCCCCAACCAGUUUGGUGUUCCGCAGCAGUACGCCAUGUUUGCUGCCGCGCAGGCUGCUCAGCAGGGCCAGUCGCAGCAGAAGUUCAACCAGUACAUGAUUCCAAAUUUCCAGAACCAGCCCCAGCAGCCCCAGCAGCAAAUGCUGAUGCACCAGCAGAUGCACCAGCAGUCGGUGCACAUGCAGCACGACCAGCAGCAUCCUCCCCCUCCUCCGCCAAACGUGCCUCAGCACUCACAGACUUUCUCGAACCCUAAUGACUUCUUCCACGAGAUGCCCAAGCAGAACAAUCCAGGAACCGCCAGGGUGAACGAUACCGCCAUCAAAGACUACGAAAAACAGCUCCGCUUGAUGGAGUCGCAGAAUCGCAGACGUUUGGACGUGCACCGCAACGUGUCGGACUCCAAGGACCCAAACUCUCCUGGCAGCGCGCAGUUCACCGAGUACUCGGCCAUGCUGAACCAGAUGCCGCCGCAGCACGCGGCCGCCUCGAUUAUGCAGCAGAGAGCAUCUCCGGCAACAAAGGCGUCUCCAACCACCAAGUCGCCGGCUAACGGGGCUCCGCCGGCCAACGGCAAGCAAAAGAAGGCUCCGCGCAAGGCACGCAAAAAUUCGUCCUCUGUUCCUGCCACGCCGUUGACCCCGGCCAACAACCAGCCAACCCCUCAGACAAACAUCCCUCCUACUCCACAGAACACCACUCCACAGCAAACCCCUCAGUCGUCCGCAGCCGCUGCUUCUCAAGUGAUGGCUGGCAAAAAAGGAAUCAAGCGAAAGAACAGAGGACGAGCCAUUUAUCCUAUCGAGUACAGCAGGUAA
Molecule: messenger RNA, 2011 nt
Organism: Ogataea polymorpha
Lineage: Eukaryota; Fungi; Ascomycota; Pichiomycetes; Pichiales; Pichiaceae
Exons: 2
Coding region: 215-2011 (598 amino acids)
Cellular component (GO): nucleus
Molecular function (GO): protein binding
Source: RefSeq, a predicted model, not a curated record